AUGUCGAACCUUCCCAAGCAGAUGAAGGCUCUCCGCUACGAGAAGCCCGAGGAUUGGUCAAUUGUCCAAGUUCCUCUUCCAGAGCUUCGGGAGAACGAUGUUCUGGUCAAACACAUUCACGAGGGAGAGUUCAUUGCAAAGUUCCCCUUGAUUCCUGGCCAUGAGACUGUUGGUGUCGUUGCCGCCGUUGGACCUAAAGUCAAGGACUUCAAGGUUGGCGACCGUGUUGCUGCCGACAACAGCGAGCUCUGCAAUGAGUGCUUCUACUGCCGACGUGGAGAGCUUUUGCUCUGCGAGCACUUUGAGGCUCACGGUGUCACAAUGAACGGUGGUUUCGCCGAGUACUGCGCGUACCCUGCCGGCAAGGUCUUCAAGAUCCACAACCUUAACGAUGUUGAUGCCACUCUUCUCGAGCCCGCCUCCUGCGCCUGCCACGGUCUGGACAAGAUCCGGCCCCGCCUCGGAUCAAGCGUCCUCAUGUUCGGCGCCGGCCCCACCGGUCUUAUGCUUGCUCAACUCAUGCGCCACAACGGUGGUUGCAAUGUCACCAUCGCGGCCCCUCAAGGUCUGAAGAUGGACCUCGCUCGCAGCUUGGAUGCUGCCGAUAACUACAUUGAGCUGUCCCGCUCCGAUCCCCAGGUCCAGUUCACCCAGCUCCAGAAGGAUCACCCGUACGGCUUUGACGUCGUCGUUGAGGCUACCGGUUCCGUCAAGAUUCUCGAGGAUGCCAUCAACUACGUCCGCCGCGGUGGCAAGCUCGUCGUCUACGGUGUCUACAGCAGCUCUGCUCGUGUAUCAUGGCCCCCCUCCAAGAUUUUCGGUGACGAGAUCACAAUCCUCGGCUCCUUCUCCGAGACCUACAUGUUCCCCGCCACCAUUGACUACCUUGACUCGGGCAAGGUCAAGACCAAGGGUAUCGUCAACAAGACGUUCAAGCUGGAGCAGUUUGGCGAGGCUCUCGAGUCCAUCAAGAACAAGAGCGCCAUCAAGGCCGCGAUUGUUUUCGAUGACGCUACUGGAGUGUAA
This is a messenger RNA of Colletotrichum abscissum, 1026 nucleotides long. RefSeq names its product alcohol dehydrogenase GroES-like domain-containing protein. The record is from RefSeq and is a predicted model, not a curated record. The transcript is spliced from 8 exons. Bases 1 to 1026 code for a protein of 341 amino acids. Lineage: Eukaryota; Fungi; Ascomycota; Sordariomycetes; Glomerellales; Glomerellaceae. Gene Ontology annotation, molecular function: oxidoreductase activity; zinc ion binding.